Messenger RNA from Heteronotia binoei (common prickly gecko), 1346 nucleotides. It is a transcript of the gene GCH1, whose product is annotated as GTP cyclohydrolase 1. Bases 257 to 970 code for a protein of 237 amino acids. Gene Ontology annotation, biological process: tetrahydrofolate biosynthetic process; tetrahydrobiopterin biosynthetic process. The record is from RefSeq and is a predicted model, not a curated record. The transcript is spliced from 6 exons. Lineage: Eukaryota; Metazoa; Chordata; Lepidosauria; Squamata; Gekkonidae. Gene Ontology annotation, cellular component: cytoplasm. Gene Ontology annotation, molecular function: GTP cyclohydrolase I activity; GTP binding; zinc ion binding.
GUCUGGCGGAGGGCGCCUCCGAAGGAGGAGCAGCGGGAGGAAGAGGGGCACGGCCGUCGCCUUUCCAGGGUCCCUCUUAGGGCGACGUCUGCUUUGCCCACCUCCGGCGGCCGGGCGGGCUUUCCAAAAGAGGGCGCACGAGGGCUCUCCAAAAGCGCUUUUUGCGCGCCGGGGACGCUUUUUUGCGCGUCCGGUUGGGGAUCCCCGUUCCGAGUUGCCCCGACCGACAGCGGAGGGGAGGAUUCCGCCCGGGCCGAUGGAGAAGCUCAAGCGGCGGGAGCAGCCGCUGCGCUCCGCCAACUGCAACUGCUACGGGCCGGCGGAGAAGCCGCCUCCCGGGGAGGCCGCCCGCGGGCCGAGGGCGCCCGAGAGCUGGAAGGAAGAGCGGACGCGCAGCGAGGAGGACAACGAGCUCCACCUGCCCAGCCUGACGGCCGCCUACGCCACCAUCCUGCGCGCCCUGGGCGAGGACCCCCAGCGGCAGGGGCUGCUGAAGACCCCCUGGAGGGCCGCCACCGCCAUGCAGUUCUUCACCAAGGGCUACCAGGAGACCAUCACAGAUGUGCUGAACGAUGCCAUAUUUGACGAAGACCACGACGAAAUGGUGAUUGUGAAGGAUAUCGACAUGUUCUCCAUGUGUGAGCAUCACUUGGUUCCAUUUGUUGGAAAGGUCCACAUAGGUUACCUCCCUAACAAACAAGUCCUCGGCCUCAGCAAGCUGGCCAGGAUUGUGGAAAUCUACAGCCGAAGGUUACAGGUUCAGGAGCGCCUUACGAAACAGAUCGCCGUCGCCAUCACGGAAGCCUUACAGCCCGCAGGGGUCGGGGUGGUGGUCGAAGCAACGCACAUGUGCAUGGUGAUGCGUGGAGUCCAGAAAAUGAACAGUAAGACUGUAACCAGCACGAUGCUCGGAGUCUUCCGGGAAGACCCGAAGACGCGGGAAGAGUUCUUGACGCUCAUCCGCAGCUAGGAUGCCCCCUCCUCACGGGACUUCUGUGGAUUGUCUUGUCUAGGUGUCGCCGUCUCUGCUCUCUGUUCAUCUUUCUCUUUUCUUUAGACUUCCACCGUCACUUCUGAUAUUCUCUUUAAAGCAGUUUUGUAACAGCUUCUUCCUUCCUUCUUUUUUUUUUGUGUGAAACGGUAAGUCCAAAGUCCUUGAUCGCUCAAACUGUUCCAUCACGCUGAAGGUUUUAGUAGUCUUCAAAAUGUUUCCUGUACCUUUGUGUUAUGAGACUUAAAACUAGCGUUCGGGGCAAAUUCACACACCCAGCGGACAUGUUUUGUGUUCUGUGCUGGCUCGGUUGGUCUCUUAAUUAAAAAAAUAGUGCUUUUAUAGUAAUUUAAAA